AUGUCAUCAGAGAAUCUUAACAAAUCCAAAUGCAUAAUCUGCUUAGAAGAGAGCAAAUACGUUGGAUACUACGACUGUAGUCACUGGGUAUGUGGAAGAUGUGGUAUAAAAAUGGUACACUUAUUUAAAGAUCUCAAGUGCAGUCAGUGCAAUAGAAUGAGUGAUAAAAUAGUGAUAUCCAAGAAUAAUUCAACAAAAUACAGUCAGGAGAGUGCAAUCAAGUACUUAUUUUACACGAAUCAAGAGAUAGGGAAAUACAUAAAUGACCUAAUAACAAUACGAUGCAAAAUAUGCGAUAACAAGAGCAAUGAGACGUACACGAGCUAUUCCAACCUGUAUAAGCACCUAAAAAAACACGAGAACACGUAUGCAUGUAAAACAUGUCUCCUUAGGGAAUUUGAAUUAUGGGAUGAAAUCACAGUCUACAAGAAAUACGAGGAGUUUAAGGUCCAUAGAAGUUUAGAACACGUGUUCUGCAUCUUCUGCAAUAUCUGGUGCUUUGAUAACAAGGAAGCCAAGAUGCAUUGCUCAAAAAAGCACCAUGUUUGUCACAUUUUGGGGAAAAUCCACGUUUAUUUUGAAGACUAUCCAUCACUAGAAAGACACUUUAAAUCAGAACACUACUGUUGUACAGAGGAGCUGUGUAUCAAAAGCCACUGCUACGCAUUUGCACACAAAAGCGAGUUAUGGGCUCAUUGCUUCAAGAUACACAACAUCAAAAAGGACCUGGAGGAGUUUAAACUGAAAAAGUAUCUGGGAAUUGAGAAAAGAAUGGAUUUGGAUAAGAAUGAGGUGAGCGAGGUGAGCAGCAAACAGUUAGAGAAGCUGUUGAAGAACAUUGACGUGAAACCAAGGCUAUUGAAUCCAGUAAUAGGAAAUCAAAAUGGUAUCAAUUUCAAAUCAGAGAGUAAUUUGAACAUGAAAAUGGUGGAAAACCUGACAAAAAACAUUGUGGAGAUGCAAAGACAAAGAAUAAGCAGCGUUGGGCUGACUGAAACAUCAAAAGUGGUACAAAACAACUACAAUAAUAUAGAAAAGACCAGAAAUGAACUGGAGGAGCUGUUUGGGGGACUGUUUCCUAAUGCAGAGAAGACAGAUCGUAUGAUGAUGGUCUAUUCGUUGCUCAGUGUGCUAUACAGAAGCAAAGAGACGUCAUUUCUAGCAAAAUACCUGGAGGAAAUCAAAUAUACGAAGUUCGAAGUCAAAGAAACCAAAAAAGAGGAGCUGCCUGUCAGGAAAAAGAUGUUCAAAGUCUUUGAUUUGAGCAAAUUGAAGAAGAAGUAA
This is a messenger RNA of Enterospora canceri, 1284 nucleotides long. NCBI's taxonomy places the organism in Eukaryota, Fungi, Microsporidia, Enterocytozoonidae. The record is from the annotation of a GenBank genome assembly.